Messenger RNA from Mizuhopecten yessoensis (Yesso scallop), 841 nucleotides. RefSeq names its product sodium-dependent glucose transporter 1A-like. Bases 104 to 841 code for a protein of 245 amino acids. The record is from RefSeq and is a predicted model, not a curated record. The transcript is spliced from 2 exons. Lineage: Eukaryota; Metazoa; Mollusca; Bivalvia; Pectinida; Pectinidae.
CAUUUUGCGUUCUUCACAGGGAUGGAUUCUAGCUCAGACUAGUUCAGCCUUGCUGGAUCUUCAGAGAAUAACGUCCGUCACCCUAGACGAAUCUUCCCUCUAUAUGACGUUCCUCAGCGUUGGGUUCGUUGUUGGUUCAUUCAUGUAUGGAGUUGUCUGCAACCAUGUCGACAAAUAUAUCGUACAGUUUCUCGCCCUGACGCUCGCCGCUAUUGUUCUGGCCGCCAUUCCUUGGUGUCGCAUCCACGUCGCCAUGGUAACUGGUCACGCCAUCGUUGGGUUCUGUAACGGAAUCAUAGAUUCAGUGGUAAAUGCAGAGAUGCUAGCCGUCUGGGGAAAUGGUGGACGAAGUUUCAUGCAGGCAAUGUAUUUCAGCGACUCGAUUGGUGGAGUUAUCUCCCCUAUUGUGACAGCCCAGUUUUUGUCCUUCCGGAAACUAUAUCAGCAUAAUAUGCCGGAUCACUCAACUGCCAAUGAUGGAAACAAUGCCACUUUAAUAACAAUGCCUACUACUGAUUUGUAUAUCGAACAUACCAAUACUCUCAACAAAAGUGGAACCUUUUUAUUUAACGUCACUGAACGUGACUUGCAUAUGCCUAUAUCUUUCUAUCAUUCAUCUCAGCUAUAUAUUGCGUAUAUAAUAUCGGCCUGUGUUUGUAUAUUUGUUGCAAUGGCCUUCCUGCUUAUGUUCUUCACUUUCAAUCGUGACAUUUACUCUGAUAGAGCUGUAACGGAAAUGACGUCAUCGAAAAAUAUUUCAAAAUAUAGAAAGAUAAUUAUCCUUAUCAACAUGGGUUUAAUGGCUUGCAUAUACACCGCAAUAGAANAUGGCUGUCAGUAG